Molecule: messenger RNA, 10183 nt
Organism: Dermacentor andersoni
Lineage: Eukaryota; Metazoa; Arthropoda; Arachnida; Ixodida; Ixodidae
Product: glutamate receptor 1-like
Biological process (GO): monoatomic ion transport
Cellular component (GO): membrane
Molecular function (GO): ligand-gated monoatomic ion channel activity; signaling receptor activity
Source: RefSeq, a predicted model, not a curated record
GCGCGAGCGCGCGAGAACAGCUUAGCUUAGCCCGCCGGCGCGUCGGACGGUGCAACAGUCCGCCGUCGUUGUCGCCGUCGCCUUAGCGAGCAGCGACGGGGGCCGGAGCGCUUUAACCGGCGGAACGACACGCGCGCGUGGGCGUGCGUGCGCCUGCUCUUAUUGUAAGCUUCGGCGGAUGCUAAUUUCGGUCCUUCGUGCGUGCAGCUUCCUAUUUUGUCUGACUUUUUUCUUUCUUCUCUAAUUCAAAAGUCUUCACCGUCUUCUUCCAAUUCUGCACGUCUUUGCAGUUCGCUUGAUAUCUGAUAUAUUGUGCAGAAGAUACAUAGGUGCGCCUUUUCAUUAAUCUGUUAGGGAAGAAAGGAACCUUACAGUCACCUGAGGGCGGGCCACAAGUAUUGCCCGGGACAGUUUUUCGUAGUCCGCAGUUUACAUCAAUUUGCCUCGCACUCAUUUCCGUUCGUUUUACGCCCGCAUUGCGUGUCUUGAUGCACUUAUGAAGAUUUCUCGCGGACCCUGCCGAUAGAAAGCGUAGUCGGCCGACGACCCGCCGCUAACCCGGCUCAACACGUGGCAUCAUUUUCCUAGAUAGGAUGGGGAAAGUCGCGAACUGGGCCGCGGAGGUGCCGAGGCAGUUUGCAGGACCUCUUCGACGCUCUCCGGUGCAGCCGCCGUCGCGAAGACCAUAGUCCCAUCUCUCCGUGGGGCGACGAAAAAAGGCCAAGAACACCAGCGCUCGGCGACUGUUGCUUCGCUAUAGAAAUCGCGCGUCCCUCCCGCGGAAAUGUGGUGGUGCCUGAGGCGAAGCGGAAUUCUCGUCGGUGGAUGGUUCCACUACGCGCUGUUGGUCGCCGAGCUGUCGUUGCUGCUGCGGGGACGGGAAGCGGAAACCGCCAAGGGACUUCCGGACAGGAUACCCAUCGGGGCAAUAUUCAUGCCCCGCCAGGAGGAGCUCCGCUACGCCUACGAGCACGCCAUGGAAGUCCACAACCUCAGAGAUCCUCUCUUUGGCGUCACCACGCACACCGAAAUUGUUGACUCCGACGACCCCUACCAGACCUCGAAAAAACUGUGCACAAUAAUGAAGAACGGCACCUUCUCCAUCAUCGCGCCCACCACGGCCACGUCUUACGCCACCCUGGCGUCGUACGCCAACACCUUCCGGAUGCCCUUUGUGAGCCCCGCAUUUCCACAGAUAACGGACGUGAGACCGGCGCUGUACGGGAUAAGCCUGCGACCCCGCUACCUGCCGGCCAUUGUGGAAGUGAUCAAGCACUACCGCUGGAAGAGCAUCCUGUACCUCUACGACUCUGACGAUGGGCUGCUGAAACUGCAGCACCUAUUCCAGCUGACGACGGACCGGUACCACUUGGAGGUGAAGGUUGUCACGCGCGUGCAGAACGCGUCCGAUGUGCACCGCUUUCUGCGACGUCUGGAGGACCGCGACCGCGAGUCGCGCAAGUACGUCGUGCUAGACUGCAGCGCCGAGACGACGCGCCAGAUCAUCAUCAGCCACGUCAGGGAUCCGUUCAUGGGGCGCCGAAACUACCACUUCCUGCUCACCAGCCUUAUUAUGGACGAAUUCCAAAACAAUCCAAGCCUGGAGUUCGGCGCCGUCAACAUCACGGGCUUCCGGCUAGUCCAGAACACAACGCUUCCUUACAAAGAAGUCUUUACAGAGCGCAUCUCUAAGAUUCCUUGGCCAGACCCUAAGAAAAAGAGAAUAUCGGCCGACGCGGCCCUCAUGUAUGACGGUGCCAAAGUGCUUCUGCACGCAUUCAAGCAGCUCCUGCGAGACUACCCGAGCAUCUUCAGCAAGAACUUCAGGCGCGGCGAGGUCUACAAUAACAACACCCGAGGCAUCGACUGCCGUCGCGAGAAGGUCAUGCCUUGGGAACACGGCGAAGAGAUCGCCAAACGCAUUCGCUCGACGAAGAUCAAAGGGCUGACUGGAAACGUCAGUUUUGACGACCGAGGCUUCCGAGUCAACUACACCAUCGACGUGGUCGAAAUGACAAUAAACAGCGAGAUGGUAAAGAUCGCCGAGUGGUCGGACCUAAAAGGGCUCAAGCUUUCGUCGCCCAAGUACCGUCGAGUCUACCAGGACACGGGCUUCGAGAGCAACAAGACCUACAUCGUGACCAGCAUUCUGGAAGAGCCCUAUCUGAUGUACAAGAAGCCCGAGCCGGGCCAGGUGCUCACGGGCAACGACGUGUUCGAGGGCUACUGCAAGGACCUGGCCGACCUCAUUGCCGACAACCUCAAGUUCAACUACACGCUUAAGCUGGUCAACGACUCGAAGUACGGUGGUCAAGACGCCAACUCGCAGGCCGGAUGGAACGGGAUGGUCGGCGAGCUCAUUCGCCAGGAGGCCAACAUGGCGAUCGCGCCUCUGACCAUCACCUCGGCCCGGGAACGGGUGAUCGACUUCACCAAGCCCUUCAUGUCGUUGGGCAUCAGCAUCAUGAUCAAGAAGCCCAUGAAAAAGAAGCCCGGCGUGUUCUCCUUCAUGAACCCGCUGUCGCGCGAGAUCUGGAUGUGCAUCAUAUUCGCCUACGUGGGCGUCUCGGUGGUGCUCUUCCUCGUCAGCCGGUUCUCGCCGCGCGAGUGGCGCUACGAGGAGACCUUCGUCGGGCCCUCGGUGUCCAACGACUUCUCGCUCUACAACAGUCUCUGGUUCUCCCUGGGCGCUUUCAUGCAGCAGGGAUGCGACAUCUGCCCCAGGUCCGUGUCGGGCCGCAUGGUGGGCAGCGUUUGGUGGUUCUUCACGCUCAUCAUCAUAUCAUCGUACACGGCCAAUUUGGCCGCCUUCCUGACCGUCGAGCGGAUGGUGACGCCCAUCAACUCGGCCGACGACCUCGCCAAGCAGACCGAGGUCGAGUACGGCACGCUGUGGUACUCCUCCACGCAAGAAUUCUUCAGGAGAUCAAAAAUCGCAGUCUACGCCCGCAUGUGGGAGUUCAUGAACUCAAACAGCCGGGUGUUCACCUCGUCGUACGAGGAGGGCAUUCGGCGCGUGCGCGAGUCCAAGGGCAAAUACGCCUUCCUCAUGGAGUCCACCAAGAACGACUACAUCAACGAGCGCCAGCCCUGCGACACCAUGAAGGUGGGCGGGAACCUGGACGCCAAGGGAUACGGGGUGGCAACACCCCUCGGAUCUACACUCAGGGACCGCCUUAACCUGGCCGUGCUGACUUUCAAAGAGAACGGAGACCUGGCGCGCCUCGAGAACAAAUGGUGGUACGAUAGGAGCGAGUGCAAGACGGGCGACAGCAAGGAGUCGACACAGAACGAGUUGACGCUGAGUAACGUCGCCGGAUGCUUCUACAUUCUCAUCGGUGGCCUCGUGCUAGCUAUGGUGGUGGCCCUGCUUGAGUUCUGCUAUAAGUCGAGGCUCGAGGCAUCCAGAUCUAAGAUGAGCAUGUACGACGCCAUGAAGGCAAAGGUCCGCAUGUCAAUCACAGGCACGCAGAAUGGAGACCGCGGCAUAGACCAUGGAGAGCGAGGAAGGGUACGCCAGGAUACUCUCUCUAUAAUCCGGCGCCUAACCUAGGUCAAGUUGACGGCUUCGGAGAGUACCCGGGAGUCAACACGCACACUCAAGUCUAAAACUGCAAGUUCCUUUUGGCACGGUGUCACACAAGAACGCUAAGCGCGCGUGCGCACAGAGCCAUUCCGGCAACGUGUUCUCGCGCGAGUACGAUGAGACGGCGAAAAAGAGAUCGAUCCGAGACGCCUGGACCGCCUCCGGCGUCAACGACAACGGGAGCAACAACCGCCGUGCCGUGAAGCGACGUGGGCUGCGUCUUGUUCCCCGGGAUCCCUCACCGUUUGUGUGCGGGGGACACUCUCGGUGCUCGUCGUGUAUGCGUGAAUGUGAAUGCUUUCUCACGCGUUGGCCGUUGGGACCACUUAUAUUCCUCGCCGCUGAAAGAAACUCCUGUUUGUUGGUUGCGUUUCAUGGAUUUGUUGUUUCCUGUUUCACGAUGGUCGCGAAGUGCUCAAGGGUUCUUACUUUGCUUGUUUUUCUCUUAUCUUUCCUUACACCCUCCUGUCCAUGCAGUUAGAAUUUGUGCGUCGAUCGUCAAUUCCCAUCGCCCCUUUCUUUAUUUCUUUCUUUCUUUCUCUCUUUCUUUCCUUUAUCAUUUUUUAUUUUAUUUUAUUUGUUCCCGUGAGUCAGCGUCGGUAUUCGGAAAACCAACAAAAUUGUGGGAUACACGAGCAGCACCAACUGCUCGACUUGUUCUCGCAAGUUGUCUCAGUUUCAAAUUGUUCUCCUGGAAUUAAAAUAUAAAGAAAAAGAUGUGGGCCCGAAUUCCCGUGUGCGUAAACAAAGAAUUGCAGUGUUUAAGCAUUACGUACGUAGACUUAGUAUGGUCUUAACGUGGAACUAAAAAAAAAAAACCACCUUUUUAUCGCGCUUAAGACGUCCAGGGUCUGUAAUUUACUUUGACAGUUGAGAUAACAAUGGCUGACAUAGGCGAAUGCCAGAAAGAAACAUGAUAACGCGCCAUUGAACCCCUCCUGUUUGUUAGUUUCUAUCAUUCGGACAGCGCCCAUCCCCGUUUCAGCGGGUUUAUUCGCCGGAUGACGCUAUCAGGCGCUUCACGCCAUCAUAUUCACGCAAGCGCUCUUUACAACCAUAGGAAAACAGGCAUUUUUGUAUCCAGACUUCUUUAUUUGUCCCGUGUUUUUUGUGGCAUUUAUAUUUACGCAUCGAUACCAACUAGCCCAGUUUUACACCUUGCCGCCGAAGAGGUCUCAUUUGGAAGAAGGCAGUCUGGUGAAGCUCGCACAUUUAGGAGAGGCCCUCUUCAGCUAAUUCAGCUACUGACAAAUUUUGUUUGUUUUGUUUGUUCUAGCUACAUUAGACAGUUAAUGACAUCGCAACCAUGGGACGGUAUCUCGAUUUUUUAAGAGCGCUACAAACAACUGAUUACAUUUCUUUUAAUACGACCGGUUCAAACCGAGCGCCAAGUGAAUCGCGGCUUCGUGGCAUAAGAUAAACUGAGCACCAGUACUUUUUACAUCGCGAGAAACCAAAGGUGGCGGUUUUUCUCGUUUACACAUAAGUAUUUAAAGCAGACACAUGGUACAAAACAAAUGUCACAAAUUCAGUGGCAGUAGUGCUAAGAAGAGGACAAGUAAGAGUUAAAAGAAGACUAGCAAAAGAGACAGUUAUUUGCAGCGUUCACAAUAAUAACACUUGCACGAUAGGGGUUGCCUGUCACGUGCACUGUCAGUUCUACCCCGGCGCGACUGAGGGCGGUGCGUGCAAUAUAAGUACCCGGAUCAGGCCUAUUGCAGAGCCAUAUAUACGCUGCUUACUGUUUCACGCAGGUUCACAAGCGCCCACUAAAGGUUCAUUUUCCUUUCCUUUCUUUUCUUUUCUUUUCUUUUCUUUUCUUUUCUGUUCUGUACGCUAAUUUUACUUGUUGGCCGUGUCCCACAAUUCCCAUCGCCACAUGGUAAUUGUUACAAACAGUUCCCGUUUUCUUUCUCUGUGUGUGUUUACAUGUUCCUUUUUAACACAUGUCUGUCUGAAAACAAUGCAGGGAUUAUGAGCUAUGUUUCCCCAGAGAAUGUUGAGUGCUCCUGCAUCUACUUAUUUCUAGAGGAUACGAAGGCACCUCAACUACCCGGCACCCUGGAAAAGUGGUGUUCGCCAGUUAUGGAAAGCUCCACUUAUUGCUUGCGCUGUGUUAAAGUUACGCGCUACAAGAAGGUUAAUGACAAUUCACGAAAACAUUUUUGCGCGAGAUGACCCCAAAAUCCGUGAUAUUUGAAGAGAGCGUGCAUGUUCGAACUUAACAAUAUACGCUAUAUAUAACUCCGAUAAUUGCCCCACAAAAAAUCCCGCGACCCACGCGAUGGAUACUUACUCUUUACUCCUAAGUCACAAAGAAUGAGAUUUCAUUUCGCUGGUUGCAAAGUAUGCCUCACUGCAUUUCAUAUUGUGUGUGUGUUCUUUUCGUUGUUUUAUUUUUCUGUUCUUGCUUCUAAAAACUACACCGCAGACGCAUUUCCUAGAUAUUUCGUAGCUUCAUGUAACCCCCGAUCAGCUCUAGAUUUCUAUUACAAUUCCCUGCACAUUGUAAUUUUAUUUCAUCGUGCAUAGUCCCCUAUCUGCACCUGCCCCGUUGACCGCGCUUGUUCCGCGACAAAAUUGUUUGUGAAUAUGCGUAAGAAAGAGAAAUGUAAGAAUACCCGCGCUUUUAUACAGCCGCUCUUGACUGUCUGUACGGGCAUCAUGGAGUGUUUGGCACGUCGUUUCAACGUGCUAAUAUUUACUUCAACACAGAGCCAACUGGAACAAAGGUGUUUUUGUUACCCAUCUCAUCGGCAAGUUGCUCGCCUCCGUGGUUAACAAACGUAGCACACACUCUACUCCCUCGCAAUGCUUAGAGUUUGGUCGUUCGCGUUUGUAGGAUAGAGGCAAGCAAGUGCGCGCUGCAUACACUCUUAAGAACCAUGGGGUGCUGGCGAGUCCUGCGGCGAGACUUGCUAAUUAUUCCAGUGCUGUCAACUUCCUCGAUCGGAAGUAACAUGCGGGGUACAUAUCUUACUUCAUUUUUAAGAGUGUUCCACUCCCCAACGGUGUUAUUUCACGUUUAUUGUGCCCAGUGGAGUUAACGUACACUCUACCGGGAAGUCACAUGGCCUGUCGAGCUUGUUGAAGGCCUACUGGCACAUAUUUACGUAGUUGUGUAAACCUCACCGCAGGCGUUGCCCAAGUAUCAAAGGAUCGAAUUUGGCAAGUAAAGAUGUUGGAAAACGUAACGUAGUUUAAUUUGAUACUAAAGUCGUAUCGCAAUGCCGGAACUGGCGUCAUCGUCAAGUCACAAGGCGAAAUUCGCUGACGUCGCGUGCCAAUAAGUAUAGGUAUGAUCAUAUCACUAAAAAGUAAUAAUAAGCAAGGGUUGUGCGCGCGUUUUACGUUUCGCUCGCUUGUAGCAGACGCAGCGAUCACAAGAAUGUAGCGAGCCAGUGUAUCAUGACACCAUGACACACGCACGUCCUGAAUAGUGAAACCGAAACUAUGCUCUCAUUCACAAAUAUCUGUAGGUUGCAGGUCAAUAGCCAAGAACACUUACGAACAAAAGGGUCUGUGAACUCGGCCCCGGCUUCGUAAAAAUAUGUAUCAUAGCAAAGUAUUUAGGGUGCUCUAGCUCUUACCAGUACUUUUUUCUUAACAUUAAGAUGGUUUGAACUUUCAUGCAAACAAAAUAAUGACAAGUUGAAAAUCUCUUGUCGGUACUCUUUUAUGUAUGGAACAAGCAGCUAGUGCCGCCAAAGGGCUUUCCCGCGCUCCCUUGGUUCGUAGUGUGUACGCGAAACUUAAGUAUCGCAGAGCUUCUAUCACGGUUGCGCUCUUGUGCCCGUGCGUGCAUGUGCGUGUAUGAGUGUAUGUUGUUACAUAGCAAGUUUAUGCCACUAGUGUAAUAAUAAGCGUCUGUUUUUAACGUUGUUCAGUAACCAAAACAACUCCGCGGUGCUUCGACAUGACACCAACAUAUCCUCCAAUGCACAGUGAACAAAAUAUUGUACAGCGAGUUCGUGUACUCUUGACCCUUCUCCAGCUGCCGUCGGAUGGUCCCACGUGACCCCGACGAAAGCUUGUAGUGCAGACAAGGCCACCGUUGUAAAUACUACCAUCGCUGUUUUUCACGAGUUGUUGCCGUUGUCCCCAGCCACCCAUUUUUAACGUGGUGCCCACACCUUCUACUCCGUGUAUAGAUAGUGUAAGACAUCACGUUGCCUUUGUGAAAGCUUCCCAGCGUCGCUGGUUCAUUUCCACUCACCCGUCAUGCCUGUCUCAAAACUGUAUGAGUAAGCGACAGUGCUAAAAAAUUCUAUAUAUACAACUUACAUGCGGAAAACCCCAGACAAUGCAUGACAAAUCUUCCUUUCGACUUCACGUUUGCCAAGUCAUACCUUAGAUCAUGCAAACCAUUCAUUUAGCAGGGACUGUUAUCUUUGUGUGGCAAUGGUUCCAUUUACCCAUGUGCGAGUCCUUCCACGUGUUGUGUACCCUUGUGUGGAGCUCAAAUGUUUACCACAAGAUAUAACAUAAGAUUAACAAGUGGCAUUCUUCUUAUCAUGUUUACUUAUAUAGCGACUAGAAAAAAAACGAGAUAAAGAAACAUACAGGUGAAAAGUCUUGUCAUGCUGCAAAUGCCCAUCCAUGACUCAGCUGUAUGUAACCAAACGUAGAAAGUGCUGUUGAAACAAUAAUUUCUUCUCGAUUUCCUAAUCAGUUUAAUUUUAUGAGUCACUCGAAGCUCUGAAGUUACGUGCGUCACUCCCGGCUUUGUACGUUCACGCGUGUUGCACAGCCGGAUUAGGUCACUGUUUAUUUUUCUUUUUUUUUCCUCCGAGAAAUGAAUGUGUAAUACGAAAGCAGUCAUAUGACAUGCAGGCACUCUCACACUGCUGAGAUAAAAGAAAAGCAGAGCGCAAUUGGCACGGAAGGAGGUUGGAAUCCAAGUAUGGUGUUUGCGGUUGUUUUUUUACCUCUGAUCCAGUUAAUAAAGCAAAGAAAGGCUCGUAAUACACGAGGUUUUAGGAGACUUUAAAGGCUUGUGCUUAAGAAAUCAAGUCAGUAAGGUGAUUUCAGUGGCAUGAGGUGCGUUAUUUCAUUCGAACACAACUCUGGCAGAAUCAGUGAAGGGCGCGGGCAGCUUGCUAUCGACAGCAAAGGAUUGGGGUCCACGGCGGUCAUGGAAACAAGAAAUUUAUUUGCAGAUAGAAUAUGUACCAUAACUUAAUUAUUCUCAAAAUAUUCUAGCGCUGCCGUGAAAUCUACUAGACGGCCUCUAGCACUCGAGACUGCUUCGGAGAGUGCGAUCGAGACUGAGCAGACAACGCUUAGGGACGCGCGCUUUCGCGUGUUUUUGCUCGUGCUUCACUCGCGCUAUCUCUAGCGCUCACUCAAUGCUGAAUUAUUCUGAAACAAAGUAGACGCGCCCUUUUCUCCCACUUUCCUUUUUUUUUUCUCGCGGGUGCUACUAUGACAACUUUAGGCUCUGCGCUCAGGUCGGUAAAAUUUUUCGUUUCUGCUGGUUAGCGUGGUCCGUAAGAUUUUGCUCACGAUAGUUACACACAUGGCAACUGACAGCACACCCACAAUCCUAAACCAGUUUUUCCGUGCCCGCCGUUCGCCGUUCGCUCACCGAUGGCAGGAGGCCGCACGUGCUGUCCUCAAUUACCACAUGUGUGAGGAGGGUGCGGGAGAGGGCAAACAAGAGUACACCCAAUUUAACUGUGGGUCUGCUCACGUCACCUCACGUCCACACGUCACAUGCGAUGAGUGGGGACUAGUAGAUGACGUGCGGAAUCUGGCUCGUGGCAUCCUUGAGUUGUGCGAAGAGCGCAGAACGACCUUUUUUAUAACGUUACAAUAUGUUACCUAAACGUUUAUCUCCGAUAGACGGGUCUGAGCCGUAGUCGGGAAAAGGCAACACGAAAGCAACGGGAAAGCGGCAAGCUUCACCUGCGUCCGAACGCAGCGCAGACGUCGUCCACAUAAUUGAGUCAGAUAGGGAAAAAGGCGGACCAGGAUAACCUGCGACACCCGUUGCCGUGUUUCGUGACUGCGCUUGUGUGCUAUGUGGAUAUAAAUUUCGAAAUGUUUAAGGCGUGACAUAUGUGGCGACGGUCUAGCUUCGCCACGGCGUCACGGUUAUACGCGCGAAGCGAUCACCCUCCACAAACUUGGCAUCAGCUGUCGGGAGCGAAGGUGCUCAGUACCGGCAAUUCCAGCCCAGUCCUCAAUGUCUUUCUUUUUUCUUCUUCUUCUUUUUUUCUUCUGAAAGAGUACAAACCGCAUAGAUGAGAAAUUGCACAUGACACUUGACGAUGCCGGACCUUCUGUGAAAAGUUGUUCGGUCGUGAUUAGAGCACGAGACUUGCUACGAGAGAAUCGUACAGCGAGCCUUCGUAGCUAACGAUAAAUCAAUGUCGCGAAGCAUUGUUCUGUACCAUUGUUGUCGUAACAAAGAAAAAGUAAGAGAGAGACAAAGCCGGGGCACACCGCGGACCAAUCUCGUCGAGGCAUUGUGAUGACAAGAAGCUGCCCCGCAAUGCAUGUCCGCAGCAGGUCUCGACAAUUUGUGAACGCGACUUUCCUUCUGGAGUCCACUUCAGUGGAGGUGCAGUGGUCAAUAAACUGUUAUUUCCAAAA